ACCCAAUAAACUGACAUGUCUGAAGAAAGGGACAAAAGAGAGGCCACACCAUAUCUUCAUUUUCUCCCAUAAUUACUUCUUCCACCCCCUACAACACCAUGUUCUUCAAUUUAACCUCUUAUUCUUCUUUAAGCCAUUGCAUUUAAUGCACAUUCAUUUCCCUUGUUAGUACAAAUACUUCUUCUGCUGCUACCAUAUCAUCACUUCAUAUUUUCCAUAUCCCACAACAAAAGUUUGAUUAGCUCAAAAUUUUAGAAGAAUCUUUGUCUUAACAUGUCAUCAAGCUCAUACAUUCUUCUUUUGUUUCUUUGCAUCAUUUCCUUGCAUGCAUGCAAUGCUCGGAGACAUCCUAGUUCUGAUCUAGAUAAGAAGAUGGAGAAGAAACCUCACUUCUCUCUCAAGAUUAAUGUUGAGAAGAAUGCAUUUGAUUCCUCAAGGAAGAAGCUUAGUGAAGGUGAUAACAAGAUGAAGGCUGAAUUUGUGGCUGACUCGGAGAAGUCGAAACACCAAAGAAGUACUAACCAAAAAGUGUUGAAAGAUAUGAGAAAAGUUUCAGCUGAAUUGCAAACUAAAUCUCAUGUUUCAGUUUCAUCAUUGCGUGUACCUCACAAUAAGAAGAAGCAUAGUGAGAAACAUCCUGGUUUUAAUUUGGAUUAUUCACCACCUAAGACACAUCCUCCUUCUCACAACUAAGUAACAAUGUUAUGAACCCUAGCUAGGUUUAAAAUUAUAUGUUGAAAUGAAA
Medicago truncatula (barrel medic) is the source of this 745-nucleotide messenger RNA. RefSeq names its product root meristem growth factor 10. The record is from RefSeq and is a predicted model, not a curated record. Bases 274 to 693 code for a protein of 139 amino acids. Lineage: Eukaryota; Viridiplantae; Streptophyta; Magnoliopsida; Fabales; Fabaceae. The transcript is spliced from 2 exons.